Doryrhamphus excisus (bluestripe pipefish) is the source of this 8701-nucleotide messenger RNA. Lineage: Eukaryota; Metazoa; Chordata; Actinopteri; Syngnathiformes; Syngnathidae. The record is from RefSeq and is a predicted model, not a curated record.
CUGAGGGCGGCAGGACAGUAGCAGAUAGAAGCCGAGAUGGUGAUUGGAAGUGAUCGUGGAAGGAUUUAGGCUGAGCAUUAGAGAGCGAGGGAGAGAGAAGAGGACCGUCUCUCUCUCUCUUUCUCUCUUUCUCUUUCGGUCCUCCAGCAUCCCGUCUGACGCCCGUAAAGAAGAGGAAGAGGAGGACGAAGACCAGCACCAGCCUUUCCUCAAAGUCAACAUUUUCUACUUUUGAUACUCCUUUCACGCAGGACUCGGCCGCGCUUCUCCGUCCGCAUCCAGACUGUUUCCCGACAAGAAAAGCCAACAAAGUCUCCAGCGGAAGGAUGGUGGGCGGCGAGGACGGGCGCGGACGGACCGAGGACGGUGGCCGAUGAAGGUCGGGGGACGGGGGACAAGAAAAGUGCUGAGCUGUCCCACGGACGCGCCGACAGGACAAUCAGAGGACCGCCUGGACGGACCCACAGGACCUUUGAGGCGCCCCCAAGCACCACUAUGAUUAAAGCGCAUGCCCACAUCUGUCCCGCUCGAGUUCCCUGUCCGCCGCCGCCGCUGCCCGUUUGCCCCAGGAAGACAUCCGUCCAAACCAGGCCAGGAAGAACGUGUCCCUCUCUCGGACCCACGGGGGCCGCCAGCACAUGUGUUCUCCUCAUUUAGGCGCGGAAGAAGCAUUCGCCGGUAAGAAUGUCCGCCGUUUCCCUGUGACCACCGCUCCAUGCCCGUGGCCCCCCCGCUGAGACCCGUGGCCCCCUCCCCCGCCCGCCCGCCAUGCUCCUUCAGGCCGCCUUGCUGCUGCUGCACUACCUGGCCUCCAGCCUGGGCCAGUACGAACUGUGCAAGUCCCUGGUGAGCACGGAUGAAGGCUCCGUGUGGGAGCACUACGCCUGCCAGCCCAAAGCCGCGUCCAUGAAAGACUACAUGAGGAUUAAGGUGGACCCUCCCGGGAUCACGUGCGGGAACCCGCCCGAGAGGUUCUGCACCCUGGAGAACCCGUACCUGUGCAGCGACGAAUGCGAUGCCUCAAACCCAGAUUUGGCCCACCCUCCUCAGCUGAUGCAGGACCGCGAACGCAACGGUCUGAUCACGUACUGGCAGACAGUCACAUGGAGGCGCCACCCAGAGCCGUUGUUGGCCAACAUCUCCAUGUCGUGGAACAAGAGCUUGGAGCUCACCGACGACAUCCAGAUCACCUUCGAGUACGGCCGCCCCACCAUCAUGGUCCUGGACAAGUCCAUGGACCACGGGCGCUCCUGGCAGGCCUACCAGUACUUUGCAGACGACUGUCUGGACACCUUCAACAUGCCGCCUAAACGUGUGCGCGACCUCUCGCCCGCCAACGUCACCCGGGUCAUCUGCACCGAGCAGUACUCGCGCUGGGUGGGCUCCAAGAACGACAAGAACGUCAAGUUCGAGGUGCGGGCGCGCUUCGCCGUGUUUGCCGGCCCUCGGCUGCAGAACAUGGACAGCCUGUACACGCGAAUGGAGAGCAUGAAGGGACUGAGGGACUUCUUCACCUUCACCAACCUCAGACUGAGGCUCCUCAGACCUGCCCUAGGGGGCACGUAUGUACAGAGGGACAACCUGCUCAAGUACUUCUACGCCAUCUCCAACAUCGAGGUACCUGCCAGGUGCAAGUGUAACCUCCACGCCUCCCAGUGCCUGCUGCAGGAUGGUAACCUCCAGUGCCAGUGUGAACACAACACCACCGGCCAGGACUGCCAGCGCUGCAAGAAGGGCUUCAAGGCCAAGUCUUGGAAGGCCGGUUCCUACCUACCCACACCCAAUGGAACCCCCAACACCUGUUCCAUUGCUGGCUCGCCCUCCGGUUCUACUCGACCGGCACCAAGCGGAGAAUCGGGGGGCACGCUUUCUCUGACAGACAACACGCUACCCGGCGGCCCCUUGUUUGAGCCCCCACUCUCACCCAUGGGAACAUCUGACACACUUCCUGAUGCAACAGAGGCUCUCCUCACUUCCACAUCCUCCCUGCCAGCGUCAGUGGAGCACACGGUCCCCCAGUCACCACGGGAGACAGAUUUGAGCCACGAACACCCCCAUCUGUUCCACCCGGACCGUCAUGUGCCUGUUGAUCACAGUCAGCAUCAUCAUCAUCAUCACCUUGCCAUCACAGAUGAGCCUGUCCUCCAUCCCCUGACUCGCUAUCACCAACCCACAAGCCGGUAUAAUGAUCUCAGAGCUUCCUCCAAGUCUGAGGGACACCACCAUGAGACUCAUGGUCAGAAAGGAGAUAUCUCAUCUGAACAUGCCAAAGCCAGAGAAGGCCAGGAGGAACCCAGUCAAACGAGAGCUUCCCACAAGUCUGAGGGACACGACCAUGAGACUCAUGGCAAGGAAGAAUACGACCCAACAAGAGAGUCCAACAGGUUUGAUGGAGACAAACGUACAUUGUCAUCUUCAACGAGAGUUUCCCAUAAGUCAGAGGGACAGGAGCAGGAGACUCAUGGCCAUAACGUUGAUUUCUCAUCUGAACUUGAUGCCAGAGAAGGCCAUGAGGAACCCAGUCAAACGAGAGUUUCACACAAGUCUGAGGGAAAGGAGCAUGAGACUCAUGGCCACAACGCUGAUAUCUCAUCUGAAUCCAGUCAAACGUUUUCCUCCCACAGAUCUGAUGGACAUGUACAUGAGACUGGAGGCCACAGCAUGUUCUCAUCUGAGCAUGAGGAUGUGAGGAAAGAAGUUCCCCUCAAGUCCGAGGAACAUGAGACUCAUGGCAACACAAUGACAACCUCACAUGAACAUAAAGAGGAAAAGCAAAGAGAAGCUGAAGACAGAACUUUGGUAUCUCGUAUGCCAGAAGAGACUCAUGGCCACAGAGAGACUUUCUCAUCUGGACAUGAUGGUGACAGAGGAGGACACGCGCAUGAGGCUCAUGGGCAAAAAGCUGCAUUCUCAUCUGAGCAUGAGGUUGAAACGAGAGUUGCCCACAAGUCUGAUAUCUCAUCAGAACAUGAUAAUGCCAGAGAAGGCCAGGAGGAACGCAGUCAAACGAGAGCUUCCCACGGGUCUGACGGACACCACCAUGAGACUCAUGGCCUAAAAGGUGAUAUCUCAUCAGAACAUGACAAUGCCAGAGAAGGCCAGGAGGAACACAGUCAAACGAGAGCUUCCCACAAAUCUGAGGGACAUUUGCAUGAGACUCAUGGCCACAAAAGCACUUUCCCAUCUGAGCAUGAGAAUGACAGAAAAGACGACCACAGCCAAAUGAGAGCUUCCCAUGAGCACGAAACUCAUGGCCACCAUUCUGUCUCAUUGGAGUAUGAGAAUGACGGAGAAGUUUCACACAAGCCUGAGACUCAUGGCCACAAGGCUACUUUCUCAUCUGAGCAUGAGAAUGACAGAGAAGUAGCUUCCCACAAGUCCGAGGGACAUGCGCAUGAGACUCAUGGCCUCAGUACGUACUCAUCUGGGCAUGAGGGCGACGGAGGGGCUGCCCACAAAUCUGAGGGACAUGAAGGUGCCAAUCAUGGCUACGAAGGUACUUUCUCAUCUCAGCAUGAGAAAGACAGAGAAGCUUCCAGCAAGGAUGAGGGACAGGUGCAUGGCCAAAGUACCUUCUCAUUCGAGCCCGAGGAUGACAGAGAAGCGUCUCGCAAAUCUGAGGGACUUGGGCAUAAUGCUCAUGGCCACCAAGGUACUAUCUCAUCCGAGCAUGAGAAUGACAGAGAAGCUUCCCAGAAGUCCGAGGGACACUUGCAUGAGAGUCAGGGCCACACAGGUACUUUCUCAUCUGAGCAUGACAAUGACAGAGAAGCGUCUCACAAGCUUGAGCGACACAUGCACGAGACUCACGGCCACACGACCUUCUCAUUUGAAAAUGAGGAUGGCAGAGAAGCGUCCUCCACAUUUGAAGGACGUGCGCAUGAGACUCAUGGCCAAAAAGGUACUUUCUCACCUGAGCAUGAGAUUAACAGAGACGUUUCCCACAACUUUGAGGUAAAUGUGCAUGAGACUCAUGGCCCCAAAAGUACUUUCUCAUCUGGACACGAGGGCAACAAAGAAGCAUCCCACAAGCAUGAGACUUAUGGCCACAAUUCUUUCUCAUCAGGGCAUGAGAAUGAAAGAGAAGCGUCCCACACAUUUGAAGGACGUGUGCAUGAAACUCCCGGCCAAAAAGGUACUUUCUCAUCAGAGCAUGAGAAUGCCAGAGAAGCUUCCCACAAACCUCGUGGACAUGCACAUGAGACUCCCGGCCACAGUACUUUCUCAUCUGCGCAUGAGGAUGACAGAGAAGCUUCCCAAAGGUCUGAUGGUAAUGCACAUCAGGCUCAUGGCCAUGAUACUUUCUCAUCUGGGCAUGACGGUGGGAACAUAGAUAGCCGCGUGUAUGAGGAACAUGGUCACGGCCCUCAUGGCCACAAAGCAAGCUCACCCGGGCAGGGGGAGGAGGAACGUAAACCUGAGAGGAAAGUUACAGGUACAGUCUCCCAAAUGGCUCAAGGGCACUUAGGUCAUGGCCACAAAACCUCAUCUGGGCACAAGGUGGAGAGGGACAAUUCAGGGAACACACUGGAAGCCACAUUGAGAGUCCACCACAGGUCUGAGGACCAGGAGCACGGAUCAAUCUCACAGGAGCACAGCAAUGAAAGACCAGUUCCUCACAUGAGGAACAUGCAUGAAACCCGCAGCAGCCACACAAACGAGCACAAGAAGGCGGCAAACCACGGCGAAGUCCAUCACAAAUCAGACGAAUACGUGCCUGAGGAUCCUGGCCAUAGAACCUCAUCCGAGCACCAGGAACACAGAGAAAGAGGACAUGAGAAAAGCACAGUCUUCCGUGAUUUGGAGGAACGCUCCCAGGAGAGCCGUAGUCACAAAUCAACAACUUCUGAGCAGGAGCUGCAUCAACAGAGGAAAGCCCACAGGAGAGAGCACCAAACCGAGAGGGAAGGAGGCGUUCAUGAACCGGCCGAGCCCGUCGGGAGCGAGGAUGAAGACAGAGAAGAGGAGAGGAGAGAGCAAAAAAAGAAAGGGCUCCUGAAACUGUUGAUGUCAGGACAGCCCGGGGCCAGACAUUUGUUUGGGAUCAUAUAUGAUGAUUUCAAAGACUGUGAAUGCUACGGACACUCCAACCGCUGCAGCUACAUCGACUACCUGAACAUCGUCACAUGCGUCAGCUGCAAGCACAACACCCGGGGCCAGAACUGCCAACACUGCAGACUGGGAUACUUCCGCAACGCCUCUGCUGAGCUGGACGACGAGAGCGUCUGCAUCGAGUGCAACUGCAACCAGAUGGGUUCCGUCCAUGACCGUUGCAACGGGACGGGCUUCUGCCAGUGCAAAGACGGCGCCGCCGGGGCCAAGUGUGACGACUGUCUGCCGGGAUACUACUGGAAGCAAGGCUGCUACCAAAACGUCUGUGACGAGGAGAUGCUGCUCUGCCAGAACGGAGGGACGUGCUCCCAGAACCAGAAGUGCAUCUGUCCCCCUGAGUUCAAGGGGGUGCUGUGCCAACAGCCGCGCUGCGAGGCGGGCAAGGACUGCAACGCCGCCUCGGCUCUGCGCCCCUCGGCGGUCGCCCUGCUGCUUUGCACUCUACUCGCCAGCCUGCCGGCCACGCUGACGCCCCACUGAGGCACGACAACACCAGGGGGAGUGUGUUCACGUGUGUGUGUGUGUCGGGGCGACCCGCACCAGGUGGUGGCGCCAUCCUGGUCGUGGACAGACCCGAGCCCCUUGCACGGCAGCACUCACUAAAGCUCACGAGCACUCACAAACACCAAGCCCCGCAAGGGCGCACGCACACACACACUUCACAGGACUGACCCAGUGGGGGCUCAGGUGCCAGAUGAACAUAGAAAAGAAAUGAGGGAAAAGAGAAAUGCAGGCUAAAAAUAUAUAUCUAUAUAUAUAUAUAUAUAUAUAUAUCUCUAUCUAAUCAUACCAACCACUGUUCGUUCCCUUUAUUCCUGAGCAGGAGCAACGUGCAUCAAACCAAAAAGCAGAAACACACACACCUCCACUCUUUCACUGGCUGCACACACAAGGACAGAUUUUCUUUUCUUGCACACCCUGUGACGGCCGGCGGUCAUCGUCAGUGAAAGGACGAGCCCCGAGGAGGCGAGGGGGGCCACACAUUCUGCUGCCGAGGCCUACGCACUAUAUAAUAAUUACGAUAAGCACCAGGUUUCAUUUCUUGUCGAGAAAAAACAAGACUUGCUUUGACAUCUCCUCCAUUUCUGCUGCAUAUUUGAGUUGAAAUGAUCUUAAGUUCAUGUAUCUAAUGUGCCCACCUCAGUCGCUGAGAUUCUACAUGUUAUAUAACAGCCAAACGGGUUACCACGGAUAGACCAUGUAGUCGCUAUUAUGGUUGCCAUGGGAACGAGUGAUUGUCGCCACACUUAUCUUCGCACAGUAUAUACAGCAACAAGACUUUUACAAAACGUAUAAAAGCGAAAGCGUGAUCGGGCGAGUAUAGACAAUAUAUUGGCAUUAUUUGCAUAUUUUUUGUAGAAAUUAUUUUUCUUUGGAGGUUACAAUAAAAUGAUGGAGGAAACACAUAAAAAAAGACAUUUACAAAUAUUAAAAAGGAGCAUUUUUUUUUACACCAGGUGUAAAACUUGCAGUAAAGUAUGACUGUUCUUUGCCUUCUUUCGUGUACUUUUUCCUUUCAUGCCAUGAUCAUAUUGACACGCUGACGAUUCCCACCUUCUUGACUGACAAUCAAAGAACUGCUCUCCUUUUUCAAAACAACACCUUGGUUUUUUACCACGCUGACGAGCUGAAAAGAGAUUUUAUAUGCAAAUAUCUAGAAGAACUCAUAUAAACGUACGAGUUCUUACAGUAGCUUACGGACACUCCGUUAGCGCCAACGGACAGGCUAACCUCCAAAACGGACGUACUCCAAAGAUCAAAGUGCGACCUCAUGGCCGAAAUGUUUUUAACUGGAAAUGAAUCAAAACUGUGUCACUUCGGAAUGCAAAAAUUGGGAUAUGGUUUUUUUUUUUUUUUUUUUUUUUUUUAAACAUAGUUCCUUUCUUGACUUUCUGAUUGAUCACGUUAGUGGCGCUGGCUAAUCUGACAGGAUAAAAUGGGAAUAGUAUGAAUGUACCACAUACAAAAUACAGUGUAUUGACAAAUCAGUAGCAGCAGAAUGUAGCACGGCGCUAAGCUAACACAGUGCAACCUCGGUUAGCGUGCUUUUCAGUUCAUGUCGGAAAUUUACACCACAAUUUAGUUUGAUUGCAGUCUAAUCACCGUGGAAGUCAAACUGUGUUCUUAAUGUUUUCCUUCCUUGUUAGCUUCCUAUUAGCUAGCUAAACAAAAUGGCAACCGGACGUUUUGUCGCCCGUCUGUGAUGUCAUCAGUUGACGCUCCAAAAUACUAAACACAAAACAUGUUUUUCCUAGCAUUACAAUUAUAGUUUUACAUGCGUAAAAUGAUUGCAAAUGACCAAUGAAAGGGAUAAAUGAACACUCGGGCAGUGCUUCUCAAAAGGUUAGUGUCCAUUUAGGUGAGAGUAGGUCCUUCCGGAAUGAAUUCAUGACCCUGACCAAGGAUCCACUGUAUAGUAACCUAUGACAAUGUCAGAUCGGGAAUGCUGAAUGUCCGACUUCUCAAAACUCUCGAAAUAUGUGCAAUGGUGGUGGAUAAAUUGUGGCAGGUACAAGAUCGGUUAGUGUUCUAGAAUAUUCCCGUGGACAUUAGCACCGCUGUUGACAUGUCGGAAGCUAGCGCUGCCAUGCCACAUGGUCCAAAACAGCAAUACUGCCCCCUUGUGCCCAUGCAUGUGUGACAUACUGACGAAAUUCUACGAGCAAGGCACUUAGUAAAGUGCAGACCGAAGAGCUUAAAUGGGGUGCAAGUCAGAUUAUUCUUCCGUGGAAAACAAUCUUUAACAUGUAUCUUUCGUCACAGUGUAGAUAAAAAGCAAGCAAACAAAGAAAAGCAUAUGGUUAAAUUGGGAAUCAAAUAUACAGGCUAGUAAAUACAGGAACUAUUUGAAGUUGCUAUUUCUGCAGAUGCCUUACAAUCUUAACGCUUGACCAACAUCACCGCUAGGUGGUGUUUGCCAACUAUGACUUUGUCACAGCAUUUCUAUACAUCUUGCUCCACCUCUCUAAUUUGCCUGUUACCAAUGUGCGACGUUUAUUUCAACCGUUUGUGUUGUCAUAAAGGUGUAGGAAAAGAUUCCUUGUUUGCUUGUCUUUUGUCCCUCUGCAUCCGUCUCGCUAACUGUCUCUUAUAACACAAACCCAGUCGCAAAUUCCAUUAGCAGACUUGCAGCAGGAUCCUUCCAGCAUCUUCUACGCCGCCGCAUCCCGUGAGAAGCAGCGAGACGCAAUCCACGAAUGCGCCGUUAACGGGGACACCAGCCAGCAACUGAAAUAAUUGGACGUCUCAAACGAUCCCGAGCCGUGAGAGAAAAGUGAGAACCGACAUCGAGUGACAGUUUGUGCCGGCAAUAACACAAACAAUAAAACCAAGAUGGCAAAUUCACUUUCAGUCAACACUGACAAGAACAAAGACAUCUGGAAAUGACUUAACAGAAGAAAGACAGGAAGUUGGGAGGAUUACUUUGGCCUUUCUCGCAUUAUUCCAUCUGGUUUUUUGGUUGGUAAAGCAAGAUUUUACACAAGUUCCCUUAGAGCUAAUUCUGAAUUGUUCAUCAUCGUAGGUAACUUUUGGGUUACACGCCUACUAUACUGACCUAUGACAGGCGUGUCCAAAAUUAUGUCAAAAU